Molecule: messenger RNA, 669 nt
Organism: Symbiodinium pilosum
Lineage: Eukaryota; Dinophyceae; Suessiales; Symbiodiniaceae
Source: the annotation of a GenBank genome assembly
GAACGACCCACGGCUGGUCAAGGACCGCAGAUGGCUGUGCGUGUUCAAGAGCGCUUUGCCCUUGCAAUUCUGGGUUGCACCGGCGUCGGAAAGUCCGCGCUGACCCUCAAGUUUGUCAGGGAUGAGGUGUUGUUGGAGCACGACCCAACCAUUGAGGACCUGCACAAGAAAGACAUCGUGGUGAAGGGAUCACAGCUCUGCCUUGAGAUCGUGGAUACGGCCGGGCAAGAGACUUACACAUCUUUGCGGAGGAGUUGGCUCCAAAAUGGCAAGGGCUUCCUCUUUGUCUUCUCGCUGGCUGAUCGGCAAACACUCGAGGGGCUUUUGGCAUUUCGCGACGAGCUCCGCAGUGUCUACGGCGAGGAGGUGCCUCCCAGCGUAAUUGCUGCCAACAUGGCGGACUUGAGGUGGGACGUCUCGGAGGAAGAUCUGCGACGACUGCAGACUGGCUGGCCCAAUUGUGUGAAGGUGCUUGAGACUUCGGCAGUGACGGGCCAGAAUGUCCAGGAAGCCUUUGAGCAGCUCUGCUCGGCUGUCCAGGACCAUCAGCAACGACAACGGAGGCUUCAGCGAGAGGCCGCGUUGCAGCUCUCCUCGAGCCAGCAAUCGACAGACAACUGUGCCCGGUGCCGGCUGGCGCAAUGUUUCGCAAGCUGCGCGGUGCAAUAG